Messenger RNA from Rana temporaria (common frog), 5069 nucleotides. RefSeq names its product period circadian regulator 3 (gene PER3). Gene Ontology annotation, biological process: negative regulation of transcription by RNA polymerase II; circadian regulation of gene expression; entrainment of circadian clock by photoperiod. The record is from RefSeq and is a predicted model, not a curated record. The transcript is spliced from 23 exons. Lineage: Eukaryota; Metazoa; Chordata; Amphibia; Anura; Ranidae. Gene Ontology annotation, molecular function: transcription cis-regulatory region binding; transcription corepressor binding. Gene Ontology annotation, cellular component: nucleus; cytoplasm. The coding region runs from base 592 to 4632 and encodes 1346 amino acids.
AUCAGGGACAGGAGGGGAGCGCCUACUCCCCAUCUUAUCAUAAGCACAAGGGACUCUGCACAGAGUCAGGGAAUGUGUGCUUCCAUCGCAGCCUUCUCACACAGGCUGCAGUGCUUCUAAACAACCACUUGGGAUUCUUGUUUUGUGGUGUGUUUAUAUAGCUUGUUAGGCAAUUGUGUCCUCUAAGACAUUGUGUGCUGAUUCUGAGCUUCCUUGUACCGAUCGACCGACCGACCACACCUGAAUGUACUGGGUGUCUGUCUCAGGGAUCCUCCUCCAAGUCACUUAUCAGGUGUUGUACUAUCCCAGACAUCUUAUUUCUCACCGAGCCGCGAUCGCUGGAGCAUUCAUCACCCUGGUAGUAAGCAACAAUUCUAUGAACAUUUAUCUGAGUGUUGGUGCACUGCUGGAGCUCACAAAUGCCACAAGCGUGGAUCUCUCCUUGGAAUCGCUCUUCACCAUCUGGGAUCUGUGAAGUCCAUAUCCAAAUGUGAGCCGCCCUUAGGGAUCGUCCUACCAACACGACCGUCUCCAGCAUUGAAGGCUAUGUUCUGCCUGGUCUCUCUCUUGUAAAUCAUCACCACCGUCAUCAUGAGCACAGAGCCGCAGGUUGAAGCCCUGAUCCAAAAUAAUGAGGAUUGGUCCACCGCUACUGGGACGGAGGAGGAAAGCUCUCCGGGAAAGACGUCUAGCUGUGAAACGCCCGAGGAGCACCAUGUUGAUGUGGAGAUGCACUCCAGCGGCUCAACCGGCAUUGACUCCGGCGGUAAUUACUGUAACGGGCAUGAGUCUAGCGGAACCGAUUCCCACGGCAACGGGCCCAGGAUAACAAAUUGUUCUUUCCGGAUGCCCAGCAAGUCCACCGGCAGCAGCAAUAACAGUGAACAAAUGGAAAGGACUCGCUCUCACAAAGAGCUGAUGAGUAUGGUGCAGGAAAUGAAACGGCGCCUUCCUUCGGAAAAGCUGAACCGCAACAAACCCAGUACAGUGGAUGCGUUGAACUACGCCCUGAAAUGUGUCCGGCAAGUGCAAGCAAACAGUGCGUUUUUCCAGGUCCUCACUGAAAGCGGAACGGCGCGUAUGGGUACCACUGUACAUACGAUUGAGGAUCUGGAAACGAUAACAUCAGAGCAUCCACCAAAAAACACGGAUACGUUUGUAAUCGUGUUCUCGCUGACCUCUGGGAAGAUGGUGUACAUCUCGGAACAGGCUGCCUACACCCUGAAUUGUAAGAAGAAGCUGUUGGACUCGUCACGCUUUGUGGAGCUCCUGGCUCCUCAGGACGUCAGCGUCUUCUACAAACACACCACCCAGUCUCAUCUUCUGCCCUGGAAUAUUGGAACAGACUCGGCUUCUCUUUAUGAGUACACCCAAGUGAAGUCGUUUUUCUGUAGAAUUAGGGGAGGAAAAGACCGCGACAACGAGCCUCAGUACAAUCCCUACCGAAUGACGCCGUAUUCUGUGAGAGUCCGCACGUCUCCCGAUGUUGAGCCAGAGCAUUGCUGUAUUGCUUUGGUAGAAAGGAUUCACUCGGGAUAUGAGGCUCCCAGAAUUCCCUUGGAUAAACGGAUCUUUACCACCACACACACCCCUGGCUGCGUUUUUCUAGAGGUAGACGAUCGAGCAGUACCAUUGUUGGGUUACUUGCCACAAGACUUGGUUGGAACGUCGAUGUUGAUGUAUCUACAUCCAGAGGAUCGCCUAUUAAUGCUCGCCAUGCACAGAAAAAUUUUAAAAUACGCUGGGCAGCCGCCGUUCGAGCAUUGCCCCAUCAGGUUCUGCACCCAGAACGGUGACUACAUCACUUUGGAUACCAGCUGGUCCAGCUUUGUCAACCCCUGGAGCAGAAAAGUGGCAUUUAUUAUCGGUCGGCACAAAGUUAGAACGGGACCUCUGAAUGAAGACGUGUUUGCUGCAAGAAGUACAGAAGUCAUCAAUUUUGACAAAGAAAUAAAGGAAUUGCAAGGACAGAUCUAUAAAGUCCUUUUACAGCCUGUACAUAACAACGGUUCCAGCGGCUACGGGAGUCUGGGUAGUAAUGGAUCCUAUGAACAUUACAUCAGUAUCGCCUCUUCUAGUGAUUCCAAUGGGAACUGCGUGGAUGAAUCGCACAAAGAACCGAUGACUCUGAAACAAGUGUGCACCGACAUCACCCACCUCAAGGAUCUGGGUCAGCAGGUCUACAUUGACACGAGGAGCAAGUGUGUGCCCAAAAAACGGGAGAUAUUCGACAAGGAUGCUCAGAAAGCAAAACUCAAUUUGAAUGCCUGUGUAGCUCCUCGGGGAAACAUGGAGGGACCUGCAGCAUCAUCCUGCGAAGCCUCCAGGAAGGGGCAGCACAUACCUUCAUACCAGCAAAUCAACUGUGUGGACAGUAUUAUUAGGUACCUGGAGAGUUAUAACAUCCCUGCGCUAAAGAGGAAGUGCGAAUCGUCCACCAACACCACCUCCUCUUCAUCAGAAGAUGGCAAGCAGGGCCUCUCCGGACAGAACGACCUGGAGGUUUUAGAAGAUGUUCCUGAGCUAGCAGCGCCUACCAGCCAGUUAUCAGCGGAGUCCAUGGUUACAACCGACGCUCAGACAACAGCCGCCGUGGUGGGAGCUCCGCUGACCGAUCUCACACUGUCCAUCAAGGCCAUGAGUGUUGUGUCCGUCACCAGCCAGUGUAGCUACAGCAGUACCAUUGUGCAUGUUCCACAGCCCGAGUCAGAGGACAGAGCCAAACAUCACUCAAGUAAGCUGUCUUGGAAGAUUCCUGGAAAUACCGAGGUGACGGCCAUAGAAGAUGCCACUGGUGGCAGCGAGCAGAUUGAGAUGAGGUCUUCGCAAGCGGCCGGUUCCACGGUGACACCGGAGGAGUUUAGGCAAGUUGGGCUGACGAAGGAAGUUCUUUCUGCUCACACACAGAAAGAGGAACAGAAUUACGUGGUCCAGUUCCGGCAGAGGAUCCUGCAGUCACCGUACAGCAGUUAUCUGCAACAGGACAGCCGCAGCAAGGCAUGCUCCCAUGAACGAGGUGAACACUCAUCUCCGCAGACCUCUCCAGCUGCUUGGAAGAAAGGGAAAAAACAGGGUAAGCACAAACGGCAGAAACCCAUGGAAUCUUCGGACAGUAAUGGUUCUCAUCCCAAUCUGCCGCCACGGCCGAGGAGGUCAGGUCCUUUGCCGCAGUCUUGGUCACCGUCCGAAGUUUCCUAUCCAAGCCCUUCAAAUAUGGCUUUCCCUCCUCCUAUGAUGAUCCCAAUCCAGCCAGCCUUUUCUAUGCCGGGCUUUCCGCAGAUGACUACGACAGUGGCAGGAGACUGUACCAACUCAUCCGUGACCCCGGAGUCCAUACCGCAAUCCAACAUUUCCUACAACAUGCAGACCUUCCCGGGAUUCCCCACCCCGUACAUGGGUACCCUCAUGGCUGUUUUUCUUCCCAACUACAACAUGUACCCAACCAUGAAUCCACAGAUGAACCCAACCAUGAAUCCACAGAUGAACCCAACCAUGAAUCCACAGAUGAACCCAACCAUGAAUCCACAGAUGAACCCAACCAUGAAUCCACAGAUGAACCCAACCAUGAAUCCACAGAUGAACCCAACCAUGAACCCACAGAUGCCUCAGCCUUUCUUCCCUUCCCAGUACCCCUGCCCACCAGCUUAUCCGUACACUGGAAUGCCCAGCGCCCCUCAGAAUUUUCCAUCCCAGAUCCCUACAGACUUUGUGGACCCAACUUCUCGAGCCUCAUCCCCCAUGUCUGCUGAGGGACAGCAGGAAGCACAAAUUGAAGAUCCACACCUCUUCAGUCACUCUAGAAGCAGCUCUCCGCUGCAAUUGGUCCUCCUUCAGGAGGAAUUACCAAAACCGGCAGAGCCUCAAGAGGGAGCCAACGCAGAGAACCAGUCGGAUAUCAAAUGUACGGACGCCGCGGAGGACAGCGGGAACAAUGACAGCCACUCUGCUUCUAGUGAACUUUUUGAUCUCUUGCUACAAGAGGAUUCCCAGUCUGGUACUGGGUCAGCGGCUUCAGCAAGCGGAUCUGCCAAUUCCAGCUCCUUGGGGAUUGGUUCCAACGGUUCUACCUCAAACAGGACUUCAGGAAGUGGCGUAGGGAGCAGUAACAGCAGCAAGUAUUUUGCUAGCAAGUCCUCUGCUAGCAAGUCCUCCGACACUUCCAAGAAGGGUCACAAACGCCAGGAAGCUACAGAAUCGGAGUCCUUCCCCAAGGCUGCUGCUGCUGCAGACUCUAUAUGGACUGUUAUAGAGCGUACACCUUCCCCUAUCAUGAUGACCUAUCAAGUACCUGAGAGGGAUCGGGAGACCUUGUUGAAAGAAGAUCUGGAAAAGCUAACGGCCAUGCGCAGCAAGCAGCCCUGGUUCACAGAGGAACAAAAGGAGGAGCUGGCGGAAGUACAUUCUUGGAUCCGAACGCGCACGAUCCCGCAAGAGAUAGACACCAAGGGAUGUGUCACUUGUGAGAAUGAAGCAACGGCAAGAAACAACCCCGAGAAGGAGAAGGAAAACCCUGCGGAGGACGGCACCAGCAAAGCUUCCGAACGACCUCCAUCCCAAACACAGCAACCCCAACAGACUCCCCACCGGAGCAGCCUCUGCGAUUCGGGGAAAGUCACAAACUCCGAGACCUGACUAUUUUGUAAAAACCUUUCUUUUUCUAUAAAACUUUAUUUAAAGUCCGUUCUUCGCUGCACAAAGGAACAGGAAGCUUUGCGUUCUUUCUCGGAUCUUUACACAACCGUGGAAGAAGAAGGAAGCCCUCCUGGUGUUACAUUUUUAGGAUUUUCCUUUUUUUUCGUUUACACCAACUUUGUGCCAAGACACUGUACUGCCCACUUUGCAGCCGAGAGACGUUUUAUUUUUUUCCCCCUCCCCCUCCAUCGACUCGGCUGUUGCGUGUCCUAGCACCCCUCCACACGGCACUGACUUUCGGAAAGUUCACCAUUUGAAUCUACGAACAUCCAGACUGUUGCAGAUGUUUUUCGGAUCUCGGUCUCUAUCCUUGUGCACCUUGUUUUAUACCUGUUUGUAAAUAUUAUUGACAUUAAAGGAGUAAUAGAACGGCGCAA